AAGCUUUGAAGCGAGUUUGGGGAGCUCGGCAGCAUCAUGCUUAGACUUUUCAAAGAGACAAACUCCAUUUUCUUAUGAAUGGAAAGUGAAAACCCCUGUUCUGCUUAAAUUGGGUUCCUUCCUGUCCUGAGAAACACAGAGACCCCCAAAAGGGAAGCAGAGGAGAGAAAGACCCACACCUAGACCCCGCGAGAAGAGAUGACCAUGACCACCAUGCCAGAAAGUCUCAACAGCCCUGUGUCGGGCAAGGCGGUGUUUAUGGAGUUUGGGCCGCCCAACCAACAAAUGUCUCCUUCUCCCAUGUCCCACGGGCACUACUCCAUGCACUGUUUACACUCGGCGGGUCACUCGCAGCCCGACGGCGCCUACAGCUCGGCCUCGUCCUUCUCCCGACCGCUGGGCUACCCCUACGUCAACUCGGUCAGCAGCCACGCGUCCAGCCCCUACAUCAGUUCCGUGCAGUCCUACCCGGGCAGCGCCAACCUCGCUCAGAGCCGCCUGGAGGACCCAGGGGCGGACUCCGAGAAGAGCACGGUGGUGGAAGGCGGUGAAGUGCGCUUCAAUGGCAAGGGGAAAAAGAUCCGCAAACCCAGGACGAUUUAUUCCAGUUUGCAGUUGCAGGCUUUGAACCGGCGGUUCCAGCAAACUCAGUACCUGGCUCUGCCCGAGAGGGCGGAGCUCGCGGCCUCCUUGGGACUCACGCAGACGCAGGUCAAGAUCUGGUUCCAGAACAAGCGCUCCAAGUUCAAGAAGUUGAUGAAGCAGGGCGGGGCAGCUCUGGAGGGUAGUGCGUUGGCCAACGGCCGGGCCCUGUCUGCCGGUUCCCCACCGGUGCCGCCCGGCUGGAACCCCAACUCCUCGUCGGGAAAGGGUUCCGGCGGCAGCGCGGGCUCCUACAUUCCCAGCUACACAUCGUGGUACCCCUCGGCGCACCAAGAAGCUAUGCAGCAACCCCAGCUCAUGUGAGGUUGCCUGCCCGCACCGGCCCGCCUCCUUCCCGCCUCCCCGGCCGGGUCCUUCCCACCUCCCGGUCCAUCCACCCUGUC
Messenger RNA from Trichechus manatus latirostris (Florida manatee), 1046 nucleotides. RefSeq names its product distal-less homeobox 1 (gene DLX1). Bases 199 to 966 code for a protein of 255 amino acids. Gene Ontology annotation, biological process: embryo development; negative regulation of transcription by RNA polymerase II; cell differentiation. Gene Ontology annotation, molecular function: RNA polymerase II cis-regulatory region sequence-specific DNA binding; DNA-binding transcription factor activity, RNA polymerase II-specific. The record is from RefSeq and is a predicted model, not a curated record. The transcript has 3 exons. NCBI's taxonomy places the organism in Eukaryota, Metazoa, Chordata, Mammalia, Sirenia, Trichechidae.